Molecule: messenger RNA, 2059 nt
Organism: Trifolium pratense (red clover)
Lineage: Eukaryota; Viridiplantae; Streptophyta; Magnoliopsida; Fabales; Fabaceae
Product: protein IQ-DOMAIN 23-like
Exons: 4
Coding region: 404-1693 (429 amino acids)
Molecular function (GO): protein binding
Source: RefSeq, a predicted model, not a curated record
GAUUAUGACCAGUUGGUUAAAAUGUGGAUAAUACGACAAAUUUAAAUAGUAUUUACUGAAUUGAAAUGUCUAUGCUAUUUAUUUUUAUGCAAUGAAAUGUCUAUGUUAUGAAAGUGUUGCAAUACAAAUUGUGGCUAGGUAAGGUAGAUAGAGAUGACAUCCAUAGUUGUCAACCUUGUAAUUACGCGUGAGGUUGAAAUUUGACUAUAAAAACCAAAGUCCCAUGACCAAUUCUAGUCUCCGACACUCUCCAUCUAUAGAAUCCAAGUCUUGUGUUCCCACUUCUUCUUCAACUACUUUUUCAUUCUCAUUUCUUCACCUUAACUUCUCUUUCCCUGUUCCUCACCAAUUCCUUAAACACCUUCCUUCCAAAGUCAAACAAAAUUCACUAAUGAGUUGAAAUAUGGGAUUUCUCCGGCGACUCUUUGGCGCCAAAAAACCGGCUCCUCCCUCUAAUGGGUCGGGUACCAAGCCUAACAAAGACACUAAUAAGAAAAAAUGGAGCUUUGCCAAACAAAGUGGCAGAAGAAGGUCACUCCCGCCACCUCCGCCGCCGCAACCAACUGAUUUCAUCCAAUUUGACUCCUCAACUUCCUUAGAACGCAACAAACAUGCAAUUGCUGUUGCUGCAGCUACAGCAGCAGUAGCCGAGGCUGCUCUAACCGCUGCUCGUGCUGCUGCUGAGGUGGUUAGACUGACAAGCAACGGUGUCGGUGGAAGUAGUGCCGUAAGCAGACCCAGAGUGCGUGUUGACCAUCCACGGUUGCCGGUGGAGACCGCCGCUGUUAAAAUACAGUCAGCUUUCCGCGGUUAUUUGGCUAGGAGGGCGUUGAGAGCACUUAAAUCAUUGGUAAAGUUGCAAGCAUUAGUUAGAGGGCACAUAGUGAGAAAACAAAGUGCAGAUAUGCUUAGGCGUAUGCAAACAUUAGUGAGACUGCAGACACAGGCACGUGCAAGUCGUGCCCACUUAUCAACAUCAGAUAAUUUGCAUUCUUUUAAGUCUUCACUUUCUCAUUACCCUGUCCCUGAAGAAUAUGAGCAUUCACAUCCUGUCUACACUACAAAAUUCGGUGGAUCUUCCAUGCUCAAGAGAUGCAGUUCCAAUGCAAAUGUUAGGAAGAUUGAGUCAGAAAAACCACGUUAUGGUCCCAAUUGGUUAGACCAUUGGAUGCAAGAUAACUCAUGUAACAAAAUAAAAAACACUUCAUCAAAGAAUCGACAAGCCGAUAAUAAAAAAUGCGACAAGAUUCUCGAAGUAGAUACUUGGAAGCCACAUGAUUCACCAUCAAAAUAUUCAACAAAACCUCAAAAUCAAAGUCUCCCGCGUACCGCUGAUAAUAGUCCACAAACAUUUUCUGCUUCUUCAAAAACUGGAAAUGGUGUAAGGAGAGCUACACCCUUUACACCUACAAGGAGUGAGUGUUCAUGGAGUUUCUUAGGUGGAUACUCUGGUUACCCUAACUACAUGGCAAAUACUGAAUCUUCUAAAGCUAAGGUUAGAUCACAAAGUGCACCAAGACAAAGGGUUGAGUUUGAGAGAUGCAGUUCAACUAGAAAACCUUUUAAGGGAUUUUGGGAUGUGGGGCCUACUAAUUCAGACCAAGAUUCUGAAUAUGAAUAUUCAAGGAGUCACAAAGUCUCACCUGCUUUGAGUCGUUUUAAUAGAAUUGGAAGUAGUAAUAAUUUAAGGUGACACAUUUUGCCUUAUGCUUAUGUGUAUUAUCAAGAUAUUUGAAUUACCUCAUUUUACCACAAAAAAGAAAAAGAAGAUAUGUUUUCUUUUGCUUGUUUUUUCUUGUGUGGCAGCUUUUAAAAAUGUAAUUAUGUUUUUUUUUUUUUUACUUUGUUGACUUUAUAACUGUGUUGAUUUGUAAAUCAUGACUUGGUUUGACUAUUUUGCUUAGUGGAAUGUGCAUGGUUGGUUUGAAUUGUUACUAACAAACAAGAAACUAGCCCCUUCAUAGUUCAUACUUACCCUAAAAGGAGUUUUUCUCCAAAGUGAACAGAAGAGUUACAGUACUUAGUGUCAAUAUGAAUAAAAUUAUUGCUUUUUCACUUU